Anolis carolinensis (green anole) is the source of this 1415-nucleotide messenger RNA. It is a transcript of the gene znrf4, whose product is annotated as zinc and ring finger 4. The transcript has a single exon. NCBI's taxonomy places the organism in Eukaryota, Metazoa, Chordata, Lepidosauria, Squamata, Anolidae. Gene Ontology annotation, molecular function: ubiquitin protein ligase activity. Gene Ontology annotation, biological process: ubiquitin-dependent protein catabolic process. The record is from RefSeq and is a predicted model, not a curated record. Bases 412 to 1323 code for a protein of 303 amino acids.
GAGGCAAAAUCCCAUGAAACCAACACAACAGAUGGACGUUCUCCAGCUUCCGGGGUUCCUAUAACCCCCCUAUUUGCUCCUCCACAUCCGUUCCUUCAUCCAACCGCUAAGGAUGCAGUUCAAGCAGUGAGUAAGUGAUGUCACAAGGGCAGUUUUAAGCUCCUACUCCUGGUGAGCAGGUGGGAGAUGCUUGGCUGUGUGGGAAGGACCAGGCUCGGUCUCUGCACUUGGAGGCUUCUUCCGAAGGAGGAGGUUGAGAACAUCAUCUGGGUUCCCUUUAGUUGGGAACAUCAUCUCUGGCUGUUCAUGUUGCCUCAAAAGGACCCCCAACCAGCUCUCCAAGAUGCCCAGGUGAGGCCCACAUGUCCCCACCAAUGGUCCACGCUGUAGCCUUGUCUUCAGGGCGUUGCCAUGUGGUUCUUCCCAGUGUCGCCGCCUACCUUGGUGGCCUUCUCCUUGAUGCUGGACGCCAUCUUGGCCAAACCGUUUGUCCACCUGGUCUACACUCACAACUCCACCUGCUUGGACUUCAAAGCCAUCCCGGCCUGCUUUGGCCCUCCGCUCUCCCGUAAGGGCUUCAAGGGAUACCUGGUUGAGGCUGUGCCCGCCAACGCCUGCCUGCCCAUCAAGGCCCCUCCGUCUUCCAACAGGUCUCAGCUGGGUUUCAUUGCCCUCAUCCGUCGGUAUGAUUGUCCCUUCGGCACCAAGGUCCUCCAUGCCCAACAAGCCGGGUUCCAGGGCGCCAUCAUCCACAACCUCUACUCCGAUCUGCUAGUGAGCAUGGCCAUCGAAAUCCAGACGGUCCGGCAGCGGGUCUCCAUUCCUUCCCUCUUUGUCGGAGGCUCGGCCGCCAAGCUUUUGAAGAGGCAAAUCCAUGAGCGGAACGGCACCAAAAUCACCACCGUGGUGCCAAGAGGUUAUUACAAUCCCUGCGGAGACGACGUCGAGUUCUCCCUUUGGGACCCGGCGCGGCAUUAUUUACAAUUCUGGCCCGGUUACUGCACCCAGCAGAUGAUCCUCAAGUUCCUCCGAGAGUUCGGGUUCCUGAUCCUCCUCGGUAUGGGCUCCGGCAUCUUGGCCUUCGUCAGUUGGAUGAAAUGGAAGCAACUGAAAAGCGGCAUCCGGGUGAAGACCUUCCGGAGCGGAGACCGGUACGACUCAUGUGUCAUCUGCAUGGCCGAUUAUGAAGCAGGAGACCGGCUGAAGAUCCUCCCUUGCGGCCACGCGUACCACAACACCUGCAUCAACACUUGGCUCCUGACCCAACCCAGGACGGAGAAGAGCUGCCCCAUCUGCAAGCAGAAGAUCAACACUGCAACCUGAAGCAUUUGGGAGGGAGAACAGGAAGAGGAAGAGGUGGGUGGUGGGGACCACGAACGAGUCUGGAACAAACAACAAGGUUCUCCCAGAUGCCA